AUGUUCUCGACCAGGAGUUCACAUAAGUCGCGAAAUCUGGCUUUGAACGAUGGGGCCCCCAGUAGCAAGAGACGUACUUUGAAGCGUCGAAAUGCUGCUUAUGUGGACUUCAACGAUGAUUCCACGAUUUCCUCGUCCCUCGUUCAAAAAUUCAAAACAUCCUCAAAUGCCGAGAAUUAUCGCCAGGGGGGCGACAAGUCUAAACAUCUGGAAGUUCUUCGCAAAAGUCUUCAAUCCCUUGCAAACGAAAUUCACAACGACAGUAAGGAACUCACCUCCCUGAUAAAAGAGUCCCUAAAUCGAGCUGAUUCGAAUAUCGACAUUGCCAGCAAGGAAUCACCAGCACUACCGGCAUCAGAGGAACUCAAAGAGUUGAAAGAUACGAUCAGGCAGUUGACCAAGGGCGUGAGCUCGGAAAACAAACAGAUUAAGUCGCUUCUGCAGGAUUCCCUGUCGAGCCACAACAAGUCUUCAUCUGGAAGCCACAAUCUCAUGGUAGCCCACUCUGAUGAGAAGCCCACACUUGGACUUGCCGAAGAUCCGGAGAACUCCCUUGUUCGUCGAGCCCUGGACGAAGUGAAGGAUAAUGUCAACAAUCUCGGUCGGGUUUUUCGUGAACUCCUUGGACGUCGGACAGCGGAUGCAGCAAACUGUUCUGUUCCAGCACACCAGAACACACCAAUUACCGACCAACUGAAGCUUCACGCGUGGGGCGCCCAAAGAAGCCCGACCCUCAGCGGGAUACAGCUGUCAUCUGGCGGCCAAUCCCAAGCCACCUUUAAGACGGAUGAGUUGGCUGCACCCAAGGCACCGUCCUCGGCCACUGAUUCCAUCCUCCUCGAAGCUCUGGCGGUGAUGAAAGAGAGCAUCAUGGCCAUGAGUAAGGUGUCGACUUCUGAGGUAGCAGCCAACAGAACGCCAAACAAAAACACUGAAUUGUCCAACGCGCUUUCUGAAAUUCGCAAAUGUCUGCAGACUAUUGAGGAACUGAAAAGUCGUCGGUCUGAAAAGCCAAUUGUUCUAGAUGCUUCAGUGGCAGCAACAACUUCUGUCGAACCGAAAGCAACCCCAGUGAAGUUUACUGCUCACAGUCAUGAUAAGAGAAAAAGGAACCAACAUCGGAAGAAAGCCUCGCAUCACAAGAGACACCGUAAGUCAAGCAGUGAGGAGAGCGAAGACGACUCAGAUGAAGAUGAGGGUACCGACGAUGACGAGGAUGAAAGUGAUGGGGAGGAUGAUGAUGAUGAGGAGGAAGACGGUGAGGAUAGUGAGGAGGAAGAGGACGAUGAUGAUGAAGAGGAGGUGGAGGAGGAGGAGGAAAUGGAGCCCCUUCCGCCACGCAGACGCUCAAAGACCCUCAAAAUGACUAAUCAUAGGAGUAAAAUCAAAGUAGAGGAGAAAAAGAAUCGAGGAAGCAAGCAUCACCAUGCCGACGGGGACGCCCAGAAGACUGUUGAGGACAUGAGGGUUCGUCGAAGGUUACAGUUGAAGAUACCUCCCCCCAGAGUGGCCGAUAAGGCCUGUCAGAGGCCGUCCUGUCAACAGACCGCAGGAUACUUUACUGCACCAACAGCGCCUUUGGGAAUGAGCUACUGGAUGCCUCAACCCCCGGCCCUCUACUCUCCCUUCACACCCCGGUGGUACGCCCCUACGACAGCGGUACAGCCGUCCACGGCACCUAGUGUGACCAACAACAGUAUGUCGCGUUCAGCCUCCUAUGAUUAA
Spirometra erinaceieuropaei is the source of this 1725-nucleotide messenger RNA. NCBI's taxonomy places the organism in Eukaryota, Metazoa, Platyhelminthes, Cestoda, Diphyllobothriidea, Diphyllobothriidae. The record is from the annotation of a GenBank genome assembly.